This is a messenger RNA of Danaus plexippus (monarch butterfly), 15638 nucleotides long. RefSeq lists its product as uncharacterized. Lineage: Eukaryota; Metazoa; Arthropoda; Insecta; Lepidoptera; Nymphalidae. The record is from RefSeq and is a predicted model, not a curated record.
AUAGCAGAUUAAGAGAUAGCCUCAUUUUUAAUAAAUUUUUCAUCGAGACUAUUGAAUAUCACCUCGUAUAGGGGUUUCUCUGUUGUAUCUUCUGAGGGACGCUAAACUUUUCAUCUAUAUUUCUUAAAGAGACGAGUGCAUAAUGUUAUGUCAUCCUUGCAUAACCAUACUUCUUGGUUAACUGUUAAUAUAAGACAUUAAAAUGAAUAAACAAUUAUCGUGUCAGUUAAAUUCUAAAUUAUUUCAUAAUGUUAAGAUGAAAUUUAAAUAAAACAUGCCCUUAAAUAAAUUUCUGUGAGAAAAUUCCUUAUAUUAUAUUUGUUGAAAGAAGAAAUUUUAUGGAUAUUUAAUAUUAUACAGUAAGGAGAAUCAUUAACAUAACAUAAUGAAGGAUUUAAAUAAUAGUUCGGAACCAAGCGUAACAUUAUUAUACAGUUCCGAUAAGAAAAACAUGGAACAUACCCUUAACAGACCACAUGUGAAAAGAGAAAAGUUGUCUCAAAUUAAAUGUGUGUAUGUGAAGACUAACGAUUUAAAUAUUGUAGCCCAAAAAGUACUAAGAAAUAAAUACAAAGUUAUAAGAUUAUCAAAGCAAUCAAAAAAACAAAGGAAAUCAGCAAUCAGUAGGGAUUGUAAUAAAGCAAAUAAAGAUUUUCUUCAAAUUGAAAGAAUAUACAGUAUGCCUUCCUUGGAGACGAAUAAAAAAAAAUUAAGAAACAACUCUCUGAAUAUCAGUCAACGUAAAUUAAUUUCAAAUAAUUAUACAUCGUAUUGUAAAAACUAUGUUGUAAAUAAUUUAGAAGUGCUAAAUACUCCAGAAACAUCCUGUCUCAAUGACUUUUUACAAACACGUUUAAAACUGUAUCGAUGCCAACUAAAUGUUAAAGAGGAAACAUGUUGUUGUUCGUGCAAUUCUGAUGCUAUGUUCGAAGUUAUGAAAGGUUUAUAUGAUUGCUAUAAGAAAAAAAAUUGUGAUCAUUGUAAGUGUAUACUAUGUGGUCAUUUGCCAAGAGAGGAGCGAAAAUUAGGAGAAAUGCGGAAGUCUGCAGCUAGUAUGGUUUCGGCAGAACCAGUGAGGGAAAUAAAAAAAGAAAAAUUAAAAGCGAUAAAAGCUGGCAUUACCACCCCCUUGGAAGGUAAAAGCAGAGCUGAGAAAGAAAAAAUAUUAAAAGACUUUGCAAAAACAGGUGGACUAUUACCAGAAGGAAAAACCGCAUCGGAAAAGGAGCUAAUAAAAAAAAUUAAGACGGAACUGGGCCUUCCACGGGAACCUAAAACAGAUGAAGAAAAAGAAAAACUUCGAAAGGCACAUCUAGCUGGUUUAGUUACUCCUUUAGAAGGCAAAACUGCUUCUCAAAAAGCAAAAAUUUUAAAAAAGCAAAUGGAAAUGGGUGUGCCCCUACCUGAAGGAAGAACACCUUCUGAAAAAGUCUUAAUACACAAAAUAAAAACUGGUGCCAUUGCCCCAUCAGAACAUAAAAUAUCUUCUGCGAAAUUAGAAAAAGCUGUAGCCGAAGGAUUACUUACGCCGUUGGAAGGAAAAUCUCCGGAACAAAAAGAAAAAAUUUUAAGAGGUCUGGCAAUGAAUGGAAUCCCGCUUCCUGAAGGUAAAACUGCUUCAGAAAAAAAACUCAUCAAUAAAGUUCGAGAUGAAGUGGGUUUACCACCUUCACCGGAAACUGCAUCAGCAAAAAAAAAGUAUCAAAAAGCAAUGGCAAAAGGACUUAUUACGCCAUUAGAAGGUAAAACUGCAGCGCAAAAAGAAAAGAUUUUAAAAGGUCAAGCAGAUCUAGGAUUGACUUUACCCGAGGGAAGAACUGCGUCAGAAAAAGCAAUCAUAGAAAAAGUAAAGGGGGCCGCGCCACCUCCUUCAGAGUAUAGGGUUCCAUCUGCGAAAUUACGGAAGGCUAAAGCUGAAGGAUUAAUAACACCCUUGGAAGGAAAACCGCCGGAGCAGAAAGAAAAAAUACUACGAGGUCUAGCAAUGAAUGGGGUUCCACUUCCCGAUGGUAAAACUGAAUCGGAAAAAAAACUUGUCAAUAAAGUUCGAGCUGAAGUAGGAUUACCACCUUCACCAGAAACUGCUUCAGAUAAAAAGAAAUAUCAAAAAGCAAUGGCAGCUGGGCUGAUCACGCCACUAGAAGGAAAAACUGCAGCACAAAAAGAAAAGAUUUUAAAAGGUCAAGCAGAUUUAGGUUUAUCCUUACCAGAGGGACGUACAGAUUCAGAAAAGGCAAUCAUAGCAAAAAUAAAAGCAACCGCUGCACCACCUCCUAAGUACAAAGUACCAUCAACAAAGUUGCGUAAAGCUAAAGCUGCGGGGUUAAUAACGCCGUUAGAAGGAAAACCACCAGACCAGAAAGAGAAAAUACUAAAAGGUUUAGCAAUGCAUGGAAUUCCUCUACCUGAGGGCAAAACUGCAUCAGAAAAAAAACUUAUCGACAAAGUCCGAGCUGAAGUAGGAUUGCCGCCUUCACCAGAAACUGCUUCGGAUAAAAAGAAAUAUGAAAAAGCAAUGGCAGCUGGAUUGAUUACGCCACUGGAAGGCAAAACUGCAGCACAAAAAGAAAAAAUUCUAAGGGGUCAAGCAGAUUUAGGUUUGCCUCUACCCGAAGGACGUACGGCAUCAGAAAAAGCUAUCAUAUCAAAAGUCAAAGCAGCUGCUCCACCUCCUUCCGAAUACAAAGUGCCUUCUGUAAAACUACGUAAAGCUAAAGCAGAAGGACUUUUGACACCGCUAGAAGGAAAAACACCGGCACAAAAAGAAAAAAUUCUGAAAGGUUUAGCUAUGCAGGGAAUCCCGAUUCCUGAAGGUAAAACUGCAUCAGAAAAAAAACUUGUGAAUAAGGUUCGAGCUGAAGUAGGAUUACCACCGUCACCGGAAACUGCUUCGGAUAAAAAGAAAUAUCAAAAAGCAAUGGCAGCUGGGCUGAUCACGCCACUGGAAGGAAAAACUGCAGCACAAAAAGAAAACAUUUUAAAAGGUCAAGCAGAUUUAGGUUUAUCCUUACCAGAGGGACGUACAGAUUCAGAAAAGGCAAUCAUAGCAAAAAUAAAAGCAACCGCUGCACCACCUUCUAAGUACAAAGUACCAUCAACAAAGUUGCGUAAAGCUAAAGCUGCGGGGUUAAUAACGCCGUUAGAAGGAAAACCACCAGACCAGAAAGAGAAAAUACUAAAAGGUUUAGCAAUGCAUGGAAUUCCUCUACCUGAGGGCAAAACUGCAUCAGAAAAAAAACUUAUCGACAAAGUCCGAGCUGAAGUAGGAUUGCCGCCUUCACCAGAAACUGCUUCGGAUAAAAAGAAAUAUGAAAAAGCAAUGGCAGCUGGAUUAAUUACGCCACUGGAAGGCAAAACUGCAGCACAAAAAGAAAAAAUUCUAAGGGGUCAAGCAGAUUUAGGUUUGCCUCUACCCGAAGGACGUACGGCAUCAGAAAAAGCUAUCAUAUCAAAAGUAAAAGCAGCUGCUCCACCUCCUUCCGAAUACAAAGUGCCUUCUGUAAAACUACGUAAAGCUAAAGCGGAAGGAUUUUUGACUCCGUUAGAAGGAAAAACACCCGCACAAAAAGAAAAAAUUUUGAAAGGUUUAGCUAUGCAUGGAAUCCCACUUCCUGAAGGUAAAACCGCAUCAGAAAAAAAACUUGUGAAUAAGGUUCGAGCGGAAGUGGGAUUGCCACCUUCACCGGAAACUGCUUCGCAGAAAAAGAAAUACGAAAAAGCAAUGGCUGCUGGACUUAUUACGCCCCUAGAAGGGAAAACUGCAGCACAAAAAGAAAAAAUUCUAAGGGGUCAAGCAGAUUUAGGUUUGCCUCUACCCGAAGGACGUACGGCAUCAGAAAAAGCUAUCAUAUCAAAAGUCAAAGCAGCUGCUCCACCUCCUUCCGAAUACAAAGUGCCUUCUGUAAAACUACGUAAAGCUAAAGCAGAAGGACUUUUGACACCGCUAGAAGGAAAAACACCGGCACAAAAAGAAAAAAUUCUGAAAGGUUUAGCUAUGCAGGGAAUCCCGAUUCCUGAAGGUAAAACUGCAUCAGAAAAAAAACUUGUGAAUAAGGUUCGAGCUGAAGUAGGAUUACCACCGUCACCGGAAACUGCUUCGGAUAAAAAGAAAUAUCAAAAAGCAAUGGCAGCUGGGCUGAUCACGCCACUAGAAGGAAAAACUGCAGCACAAAAAGAAAAGAUUUUAAAAGGUCAAGCAGAUUUAGGUUUAUCCUUACCAGAGGGACGCACAGAUUCAGAAAAGGCAAUCAUAGCAAAAAUAAAAGCAACCGCUGCACCACCUUCUAAGUACAAAGUACCAUCAACAAAGUUGCGUAAAGCUAAAGCUGCGGGGUUAAUAACGCCGUUAGAAGGAAAACCACCAGACCAGAAAGAGAAAAUACUAAAAGGUUUAGCAAUGCAUGGAAUUCCUCUACCUGAGGGCAAAACUGCAUCAGAAAAAAAACUUAUCGACAAAGUCCGAGCUGAAGUAGGAUUGCCGCCUUCACCAGAAACUGCUUCGGAUAAAAAGAAAUAUGAAAAAGCAAUGGCAGCUGGAUUAAUUACGCCACUGGAAGGCAAAACUGCAGCACAAAAAGAAAAAAUUCUAAGGGGUCAAGCAGAUUUAGGUUUGCCUCUACCCGAAGGACGUACGGCAUCAGAAAAAGCUAUCAUAUCAAAAGUAAAAGCAGCUGCUCCACCUCCUUCCGAAUACAAAGUGCCUUCUGUAAAACUACGUAAAGCUAAAGCGGAAGGAUUUUUGACUCCGUUAGAAGGAAAAACACCCGCACAAAAAGAAAAAAUUUUGAAAGGUUUAGCUAUGCAUGGAAUCCCACUUCCUGAAGGUAAAACCGCAUCAGAAAAAAAACUUGUGAAUAAGGUUCGAGCGGAAGUGGGAUUGCCACCUUCACCGGAAACUGCUUCGCAGAAAAAGAAAUACGAAAAAGCAAUGGCUGCUGGACUUAUUACGCCCCUAGAAGGGAAAACUGCAGCACAAAAAGAAAAAAUUCUAAGGGGUCAAGCAGAUUUAGGUUUGCCUCUACCCGAAGGGCGUACGGCAUCAGAAAAAGCUAUCAUAUCAAAAGUCAAAGCAGCUGCUCCACCUCCUUCCGAAUACAAAGUGCCUUCUGUAAAACUACGUAAAGCUAAAGCAGAAGGACUUUUGACACCGCUAGAAGGAAAAACACCGGCACAAAAAGAAAAAAUUCUGAAAGGUUUAGCUAUGCAGGGAAUCCCGAUUCCUGAAGGUAAAACUGCAUCAGAAAAAAAACUUGUGAAUAAGGUUCGAGCUGAAGUAGGAUUACCACCGUCACCGGAAACUGCUUCGGAUAAAAAGAAAUAUCAAAAAGCAAUGGCAGCUGGGCUGAUCACGCCACUAGAAGGAAAAACUGCAGCACAAAAAGAAAAAAUUUUACAGGGUCAAGCAGAUUUAGGUUUGCCUCUACCCGAAGGGCGUACAGCAUCAGAAAAAGCUAUCAUAGCAAAAGUAAAAGCAGCUGCCCCACCUCCUUCUGAAUACAAGGUGCCAUCGGCGAAGUUGCGAAAAGCGAAAGCUGAAGGGUUACUGACUCCUUUAGAAGGCAAAACUCCAGAGCAGAAAGAAAAAAUAAUAAAAGGUUUAGCAAUGGUUGGUAUCCCUUUACCUGAAGGAAAAACGUCUUCAGAAAAAAAAAUUAUAAAAAAAGUUAGAGAAGAAGUCGGAUUGCCACCAGAACCUAAAACAGAGGCUGAGAAAAAGAAAUAUAGAGAAGCAGCUGCUGCUGGCUUUAUAACACCUUUAGAGGGAAAAACGUUAUCUCAAAAGAAAGCUAUUCUCCAAGGGCAAGCUGAUAUGGGAAUCGAGUUACCGGAAGGUAGAACUGCUUCCGAAAAAGAAAUCAUAAACGAACUAAAAAGGGGCCCAAAAAAAGUAAAAUUAAAAUCAAUAGCUAUAGAAGCAGGUAAGCCAGCCUUACCCCCAGAAAAAAGACAAAAACUUGAUAAAAAAACUGCGAAGGUUAUGAAGGAAGGGAAAGGACCUAGUGAUGAAUGCAUUUGUGGUUUGUUAACUCCAGAAUCAGAAAGAGUUCCCAGGGAAAGUCGGAUUAUACCCCCAGGAAAAAUUACGUCCGAAAAGCUAAAAUUAGCAAAAGCUGAAGGUUUUCUAACUCCUCUUGAAGGUAAAACUAAUGCUCAAAAAGAAAAAAUAUUAAGGGGUCUUGCUAAGAAAGGAUUACCAUUACCAGAAGCCAAAACAGCUUCUGAAAGGAAAAUUAUUGAUAAAGUUCGUCAAGAAAUGGGUUUGCCACCAGAACCUAAAACACGUUCUUUAAAAGAAAAAUAUGCACAGGCUCAAGCUGCUGGUGUUAUAACACCUUUAGAGGGUAAAACGACCUCAGAAAAAGAAAAAAUAUUGACUAAGCAGGCUAAGAUGGGUGUGCCCCUUCCAGAAGGACGAACGGCAUCUGAGAAAGCUCUUAUUAACAAAAUUAAAGCAACUAUGAUUCCACCAGAAACAACAUCAGAAAAAUUAAGAAAAGCUAAAGCAGCUGGUCUGUUGACCCCGCUUGAGGGAAAAACACCCGAAGAAAAGGAAAAGAUAAUAAAAAAUUUAGCGAAAGCAGGACUUCCAUUACCAGAAGGCAAAACAUCCUCAGAAAAGCAACUCAUUAAGAAAGUUAGAGAUGAUAUGGGCUUACCAACAGCAGGUCUUCCAUCAGAAAAAUUUCGUAAGGCCCAAGCCGCCGGUCUUAUAACACCUUUAGCCGGAAAAACUCCUGCACAAAAAGAAAAGAUCUUAAAGGGAAGGCUAGCUGCUGGAUUACCACUACCAGAAGGUGUUACUACAUCGGACAAAGAAUUAAUAAAAAAAGUGAAAGCUGCAACUGGCUAUGUUUCUCCUCCUACAAAAACUGCUUCAGAAAAGUUACGUAGAGCUAAAAUGGCUGGCUUAUUGACUCCUUUGGAAGGUAAAACUGCAGAGCAGAAAAAAAAUAUUCUAAAAGGAUUAGUUAAAGAAGGUAUUCCUUUACCUGAAGGAAAAACUGCCUCUGAAAAAAAACUUAUUAAUCAAGUUCGAAAAGAAGUUGGACUACCCCCUGAACCUACAACAUCUUCAAUGAAAGAAAGAAUGAAAAUUGCACAAGAUGCCGGUAUCAUAACACCACUAGAAGGUAAGUCUGCUGCUCAAAAGGAAAAAAUAUUAAAAAAGUUGCAUGAAGCUGGAGUCCAACUACCAGAAGGAAGAACUGCAUCAGAAAAGUCAUUAAUACGAAAAGUUAAAGCCGAGCCCGUUUAUAAAGUACCAUCUAAAAAGUUGAAAGCAGCUAAAGCUGCGGGUCUUAUUACGCCACUUGAAGGAAAAUCUACUGAUCAAAAAGAAAAAAUUUUAAAAGGAUUAGCUAUGCAAGGAAUCCCCUUACCUGAAGCGAAAACAGCGUCAGAAAAGAAAUUAAUAGACAAAGUGAGAGAGGAAGUUGGCUUACCACCUGAACCAAAAACACCUUCCACUAAAGAAAAGUAUAAAAAAGCUUUAGCUGCAGGCCUUAUUACACCUUUGGAAGGAAAAUCGAAGGAACAAAAAGAAAAGAUACUCAAAGAACAAGCAAAGUUAGGACUUGCUUUACCCGAAGGGAGAACUCCAUCGGAAAAGUCCUUGAUAAAAAAAAUAAGAGCUGCUGCACCUCCUCCAUCUGAAAUGCGGAUUCCUUCUGAAAAACUAGCGAAAGCUAAAGCGGCUGGAUUAUUAACACCUUUAGAAGGAAAAGCUCCAGAACAAAAGAAAAAAAUUUUAAAGGGCUUAGCUAUGCAAGGAAUCCCCUUACCUGAAGCGAAAACAGCGUCAGAAAAGAAAUUAAUAGACAAAGUAAGAGCGGAAGUUGGCUUACCACCUGAACCAAAAACACCUUCCACUAAAGAAAAGUAUAAAAAAGCUUUAGCUGCAGGCCUUAUUACACCUUUGGAAGGAAAAUCGAAGGAACAAAAAGAAAAGAUACUCAAAGAACAAGCAAAGUUAGGGCUUGCUUUACCCGAAGGGAGAACUCCAUCGGAAAAGUCCUUGAUAAAAAAAAUAAGAGCUGCUGCACCUCCUCCAUCUGAAAUGCGGAUUCCGUCUGAAAAACUAGCGAAAGCUAAAGCGGCGGGAUUAUUAACACCUUUAGAAGGAAAAACGCCAGAACAAAAGAAAAAAAUUUUAAAGGGCUUAGCUAUGCAAGGAAUCCCCUUACCUGAAGCGAAAACAGCGUCAGAAAAGAAAUUAAUAGACAAAGUGAGAGAGGAAGUUGGCUUACCACCUGAACCAAAAACACCUUCCACUAAAGAAAAGUAUAAAAAAGCUUUAGCUGCAGGCCUUAUUACACCUUUGGAAGGAAAAUCGAAGGAACAAAAAGAAAAGAUACUCAAAGAACAAGCAAAGUUAGGGCUUGCUUUACCCGAAGGAAGAACUCCAUCGGAAAAGUCCUUGAUAAAAAAAAUAAGAGCUGCUCCACCUCCUCCAUCUGAAAUGCGGAUUCCUUCUGAAAAACUAGCGAAAGCUAAAGCGGCAGGAUUAUUAACACCCUUAGAAGGAAAAGCUCCAGAACAAAAGAAAAAAAUUUUAAAGGGCUUAGCUAUGCAAGGAAUCCCCUUACCUGAAGCGAAAACAGCGUCAGAAAAGAAAUUAAUAGACAAAGUGAGAGCGGAAGUUGGCUUACCACCUGAACCUAAAACACCUUCCACUAAAGAAAAGUAUAAAAAAGCUUUAGCUGCAGGCCUUAUUACACCUUUGGAAGGAAAAUCGAAGGAACAAAAAGAAAAGAUACUCAAAGAACAAGCAAAGUUAGGGCUUGCUUUACCCGAAGGAAGAACUCCAUCGGAAAAGUCCUUGAUAAAAAGAAUAAGAGCUGCUCCACCUCCUCCAUCUGAAAUGCGGAUUCCUUCUGAAAAACUAGCGAAAGCUAAAGCGGCUGGAUUAUUAACACCCUUAGAAGGAAAAGCUCCAGAACAAAAGAAAAAAAUUUUAAAGGGCUUAGCUAUGCAAGGAAUCCCCUUACCUGAAGCGAAAACAGCGUCAGAAAAGAAAUUAAUAGACAAAGUGAGAGAGGAAGUUGGCUUACCACCUGAACCAAAAACACCUUCCACUAAAGAAAAGUAUAAAAAAGCUUUAGCUGCAGGCCUUAUUACACCUUUGGAAGGAAAAUCGAAGGAACAAAAAGAAAAGAUACUCAAAGAACAAGCAAAAUUAGGACUUGCUUUACCCGAAGGGAGAACUCCAUCGGAAAAGUCCUUGAUAAAAAAAAUAAGAGCUGCUGCACCUCCUCCAUCUGAAAUGCGGAUUCCUUCUGAAAAACUAGCGAAAGCUAAAGCGGCUGGAUUAUUAACACCGUUAGAAGGAAAAACGCCAGAACAAAAGAAAAAAAUUUUAAAGGGCUUAGCUAUGCAAGGAAUCCCCUUACCUGAAGCGAAAACAGCGUCAGAAAAGAAAUUAAUAGACAAAGUGAGAGAGGAAGUUGGCUUACCACCUGAACCAAAAACCCUUCCACUAAGAAAGUAUAAAAAAGCUUUAGCUGCAGGCCUUAUUACACCUUUGGAAGGAAAAUCGAAGGAACAAAAAGAAAAGAUACUCAAAGAACAAGCAAAGUUAGGGCUUGCUUUACCCGAAGGAAGAACUCCAUCGGAAAAGUCCUUGAUAAAAAAAAUAAGAGCUGCUCCACCUCCUCCAUCUGAAAUGCGGAUUCCUUCUGAAAAACUAGCGAAAGCUAAAGCGGCGGGAUUAUUAACACCUUUAGAAGGAAAAGCUCCAGAACAAAAGAAAAAAAUUUUAAAGGGCUUAGCUAUGCAAGGAAUCCCCUUACCUGAAGCGAAAACAGCGUCAGAAAAGAAAUUAAUAGACAAAGUGAGAGAGGAAGUUGGCUUACCACCUGAACCUAAAACACCUUCCACUAAAGAAAAGUAUAAAAAAGCUUUAGCUGCAGGCCUUAUUACACCUUUGGAAGGAAAAUCGAAGGAACAAAAAGAAAAGAUACUCAAAGAACAAGCAAAGUUAGGGCUUGCUUUACCCGAAGGAAGAACUCCAUCGGAAAAGUCCUUGAUAAAAAAAAUAAGAGCUGCUCCACCUCCUCCAUCUGAAAUGCGGAUUCCUUCUGAAAAACUAGCGAAAGCUAAAGCGGCAGGAUUAUUAACACCUUUAGAAGGAAAAGCUCCAGAACAAAAGAAAAAAAUUUUAAAGGGCUUAGCUAUGCAAGGAAUCCCCUUACCUGAAGCGAAAACAGCGUCAGAAAAGAAAUUAAUAGACAAAGUGAGAGAGGAAGUUGGCUUACCACCUGAACCUAAAACACCUUCCACUAAAGAAAAGUAAAAAGCUUUAGCUGCAGGCCUUAUUACACCUUUGGAAGGAAAAUCGAAGGAACAAAAAGAAAAGAUACUCAAAGAACAAGCAAAGUUAGGGCUUGCUUUACCCGAAGGGAGAACUCCAUCGGAAAAGUCCUUGAUAAAAAAAAUAAGAGCUGCUGCACCUCCUCCAUCUGAAAUGCGGAUUCCUUCUGAAAAACUAGCGAAAGCUAAAGCGGCAGGAUUAUUAACACCUUUAGAAGGAAAAACCCCAGAACAAAAGACAAAAAUUUUAAAGGGCUUAGCUAUGCAAGGAAUCCCCUUACCUGAAGCAAAAACAGCGUCAGAAAAGAAAUUAAUAGACAAAGUGAGAGCGGAAGUUGGCUUACCACCUGAACCAAAAACACCCUCGGAAAAAAAAAAGUACGAAAAAGCCUUAGCUGCAGGCUUUAUAACGCCUUUGGAAGGAAAAUCAAAGGAACAAAAAGAAAAGAUACUCAAAGAACAAGCGAAAUUAGGGCUUGCUUUACCCGAAGGAAGAACUCCUUCAGAAAAAUCCUUGAUAGAAAAAGUGAAAACUGCUGGACCUCCCCCAUCUGAAAUGCGGGUUCCAUCUGCGAAAUUGGCGAAAGCUAAAGCUGCAGGAUUAUUAACACCCUUAGAAGGAAAAACGCCAGAACAAAAGAAAAAAAUUUUAAAGGGCUUAGCAAUGCAAGGAAUCCCCUUACCGGAAGGAAAAACAGCAUCAGACAAGAAAUUGAUAGAAAAAGUAAGAGCUGAAGUUGGUUUGCCACCAGCCCCCGAAACAUCGUCGGCAAAGACAAAAUAUAAAAAGGCUCUCGCUGCAGGUCUUAUUACGCCAUUAGAAGGGAAGACGAAGGAACAGAAGGAAAAAAUACUAAAAGGCCAAGCAAAAUUAGGUCUUCCUUUACCUGAAGGUAGAACUGCAUCCGAAAAGUCCUUGAUAGAAAAAGUGAAAGCUGCUGGACCUCCUCCAUCUGAAAUGCGGGUUCCGUCUGCGAAAUUAGCAAAGGCGAAGGCUGAAGGGUUAUUAACACCGUUAGAAGGUAAAACUCCGGAACAGAAGAAAAAAAUUUUAAAGGGCUUGGCUAUGCAAGGAAUUCCAUUGCCCGAAGCUAAAACAGAAUCUGAAAAGCAAUUAAUAGAUAAAGUAAAAGCUGAAGUUGGUUUGCCACCGGAACCGGAAACAAAAUCUGCAAAAGUUAAAUAUAAAAAGGCUCUCGCCGCUGGACUCAUAACACCAUUAGAAGGAAAAACAAAGGAACAAAAGGAAAAAAUUCUGAAAGGUCAAGCUAAAUUGGGACUACCAAUGCCCGAAGGGCGCACGUCUUCAGAGAAAUCACUUAUAGCGAAAGUAAGACUUACUGCCAAUUUGCCAUCAGAAAUCCGUGUCCCUUCAGAGAAGUUACGAAAAGCAAAAGCUGCGGGCCUUCUGACACCUUUAGAAGGAAAAUCUCCUGAGGAAAAGGAACAAAUACUCAGGGGAUUGGCAAUGCAAGGAAUCCCAUUACCGGUAUCAAAAACUGCAUCGGAAAAAAAAAUUACAGAUAAAAUACGGGCUGAAAUCGGCCUUCCCCCAGAACCUAAAUCAGCGAAAGAUAAACAAAAAUAUGUAGAUGCUAUUGCUGCUGGUAUUAUAACACCUUUAGAAGGAAAAACUACCGAUCAAAAAGAGAAGAUACUUAAAGCACAAGCAAAAAUGGGUUUAACUUUACCUGAUGGCAGAACACCUUCAGAAAAAUCUCUUAUAGCUAGAAUAAAAACAGCUGCACCUUCAGAAAAAUAUGCGCCAUCAUACGUGUUACGUGAAGCUAAAGAGGCUGGACUCUUAACACCUUUGCAGGGUAAGUCACAGAAGCAAAAGGAAAAAAUUAUUAAAGGACUGGCAAAGCGUGGUUUACCUCUCCCCGAAGCAAAAACUGAGUCAGAGAGGAAACUUAUUGAAAAGGUGCAAGGCGAAAUAAAAGGACGGCCAGCUUUGCCACCAGAAAAGUUAAAAAAAUUGGACAAAAAGACUGCCAAAGUCAUUAAAGAAGGAAAAGGUCCCAGUGACGAAUGUAUUUGUGAUUUAUUAACACCCGAAUCGGAACGCCCUCCUAUAGGUAUAACUGCAAUUAAAAUGCCUUCCAAGAAAAUUUCAAAACCUACGAAAGUUAUAUCUGAAAAAAUAAGAAAAGCUAAAGCUGCUGGUUUGAUAACCCCUCUGGAGGGCAAAAGUAUGAAACAAAAAGAAGAAAUUCUGAAAGGUUUAGCUGAAGCGGGUUUACCUUUACCCGAAGGAAAGACUCCGUCGGAAAAACUGUUGGUACAAAAAGUUAAGACCGAAUAUGGAAUACCUCCAAAAGCUAAAACUGUAUCUGAGAAACAGUUGAUAGAAAAGGCAAAGGCUGAAGGAUUAUUAACACCCUUGAAGGGAAAAACUCCAUCACAGAAAGAAAAAAUAUUAAAGGGUUUGGCUGAAGCGGGUUUGCCAAUGCCAGAAGGUUCAACGCCCUCUGAAAAAUCGUUGAUUCAAAGAAUAAGAACAGUGGUUGGUCUUCCUCCUGAACCUACACCUUCGGAAAAGUUAGGUAAGGUAAGAACAAAAUCAAGAAAAAUUGGUGUUGGAGAAGUACGUAAAGCUGAAAGAAAAGUAGGAGUGUCAAAGUCAAAAACAGGUAUUGUUGAAGAAUUUGAAGAUAUCAUUAAAACUACCACCUGUGACAGGGGUUGCGGUUGCGAUAAGAAGAAAAUUAGAUUUAAACAUAGCUAUGUAAAAAUACGAGUCACAUCGCCAGACAUUUCAUCCUUAUGUCCAUGCCCAGAAGAGUGCCUUCCCGGAGUGAAAGGAGGAGUUUUUACGGAUAGUGAAGGAAUAAAAGUAACAGUUGGUAGAGUUUCAGGCAUUUCGCCCUUUCCUUCUAACGAGUUUUCUAAAUUUAAACCUGUGUCAACUUCAUCGUUGCCAUCUUUUAAUUUAUACAGAGGAAACAUUGAACACCAUCUAUCACAAAAUAAAACUUUACAGAGUAUUUACUCUCGUAAAAAUUCAAUACAAUUUACCGACAGUUCACACACUUGUGGUGAGUCAACUUAUAAUAAAUACAAAAAAAUACGAAACAAUAAAGGCUCAAGCACAAUUAACACAUGUAACUCAGACAUGGAAACGGAUGAUGUAUCCCAGUGUAUUUGUGAAGAAGAAACCACAGGACAUUCUAGUUUAGAAACUUUAUACUUACUAAAGACGGAAUCAUCAGUGAGUCUCUCAAGCUUUUCAGAUAUUAUAAGCAUAAUAUCUAUUUCUACUUCCACCGUAGACAACUCCUUGUAUUCCGAAUAUUUUGAAAGAGAUAAUGAAUAUAAUUCCGAGUUAGAGGAGUCUUUUGAAAAUAAGAACUUUGACAUCAGCGUGACAAGUCUGGAAGAGUCCUUGUGGACAAACGAUUAUACAUUCUCUCAGACGACUGGUUCGGAACCAAAAAUCAAUCUAAGUUUAACAACAUUACAAAUGACAAAUUUAAAAACGAGGCUUUUUGAUUUGCUUGAGAGUAAUGAAUUGGAUCAAAAAGAUUCGAUGGUGGAUGAGCUGGAUGAACGUGAUAUAAGAUUUCUAUUGCGAAAAAUUAUAUCAAACAGGUCUUUACAUGACUCUUCGUCAUUAAUUAUUCUCAUUCCGACUACAUCUGAAGAAUACUGUUCCGAUGACUUGUCACAGAAUUGUAUAAAUUCUGCAAUAUGUAUUCCACUAAGUGACAAACCUUGCAACAAGAACCCAAGCAGUUGUGAAUAUAAUUCAAAAUACCGUCAAGGUCUAAAGAUUGUUAAAAAAAAUAAAGACGUCAUUCAGAAGGAUAUUCAAAUUACAUUUAAAAAGCAGCAAAAAUCUAAACAAAUGCAAAAUAGUAAAAGAAAAAAUUGCGGUCUUAAUAAAACAACUCAAGACCAGCUAUCUCAGUUUUCAAGUGUUUCCAUUAAGACUAAGAGUGACACUGGAAGAGUUUUUAGUGCUGACACAACGCAAGAUAGGCCCUGCUGUUGCCAAACACAAAAAAUGCAGCAAUUGAAAAAUGCCACGGGACAAAUAGAUCAUACUGUUGAAAAUGUUAUAUCAGAAUUAGUGACACCUAUGAUGCGUAAGGAAGCUGUCGCACAAGGCUUAAGCCAUGAUCAAGUUCCUGAGAUCAAAAGGCCAAGAAAAGAACUGCCACGUAAAACGUCCUAUCCCAAUGUAUUGAAAACCUCGUCGAACUUUUGUCAACAAACUUCAGUAAGCCUGUGUAAAAUUCCUCCAUGUAGAGGGCAAAUUGGACCGUAUCAUCCCACGCCACCCCCUAACCCUGGUAUAAUGUGUCCCAUACCAAACAGUAAAGUAAACAAGUCGUGCGAUUGUAGUCCUGAGAAAUUAGAAAUGAUUUUCAAAAAAGUAGCGAAACAAAUGAUUUCUACUAGUUGUGGGAGCUCAGGAGAAUUUAAAGGAAAUCUAAAAUCCAAUUUGAAAAAAGUGACAACGUCAAUGCCAAAAACUUUAGAUCAGUCAUGUAGCACUUGCGAACCAAUGAAGUUUGAGGGAAACAUCAAUUGCCGUUGCAGUGGAAAGGAAAAGAAAAUCAAACUGCCUGAAUUGUGCCCCUGCGAGAAAUACCGGCAAGGAAGUGAAGUAAACUCGUUCGAUACCGACACAGGAUCUCAACAAAAGGACAAGAAGCAAAAAAAGAAAUCUAUGAAAGGCAAGAAGAAUUUUAUAUGCGAAUGUCCAGAGGAACCAGAACCAGAACCAGAACCUGUCCCCGAGUUUUACAUCGAUGAGAGAUUAGUAAAGAAAAUGAAGUCGGACUUAACGCAAACCACAUCUGGCUUCACAUUCAAUAUAACUCGCAAGAACAUCGAAACGGAAAUGAGUUUCGAGGACGCUCUUAGAUUUUUUGAGGAACACCCCGAGUUUGUUCCACGACAAUACAAUGAAGAAUUAUGCGCAUGCCGAAAUAAAGCAUUAGGAAUAACGAGAUCUGGGUCCGCCCAAUGUAUAUGUCCGGAGGAGAUUCCACUGUUUACAGAACCAGAAGAGCCUUUUAAAGGAAUCAAAUUUCAAAUAGGUGCCAAAGGCUCAGGAUCAAAAGGGCUCAGUGGCAUUUUAUGCUUUGACGUCGUCGAGAACUAAAUUAUUUUAUUUCCCACUCACAAAAGGAGAAGUUAGGAGCUUUUUGUACUUUGUCGAAAAAUACGUGAUAUCAUGGUAACGUUGUUUACGUAAAUUAUGUCGAUUUUAUAUAGUUGUUUGUUGUUUUUGUAUAUAAAGAUGUUUUGUAAAAAGAAAAUUGAUAUCUUUAAAUUUUUUAUAAUGUUUUUGAAAAAUAAUAAACAUAUUAGAUUUUUUU